Messenger RNA from Porites lobata, 18423 nucleotides. Lineage: Eukaryota; Metazoa; Cnidaria; Anthozoa; Scleractinia; Poritidae. The record is from the annotation of a GenBank genome assembly.
AUGGAUAAGCGACCAUCAUUUCUUGGUCGAGGCCGGGGAAGGGGACGCGGAGUUAAGGAAAAUGACACAAAUUCAAGGCAACGGUCAGGACGAUUCGCCGGGAAUUUACGAUCCCAAGUCAACUUGCAUUCCAGUAGUAGGGGUUUAAUUACAGCUGGAAAAUCAUCCGAGACUUAUGAAGUUUCUAAGGAGAGAAUGGAAAAAGCAGAGGAAAUAAAGAAAGCUGCGAAAAGAUACAUGGAAAAAGCAGAGGACGAGUUUGAAGACUCUUCAGAAGACGAGGAGAUCAAUGACGAUGAAAUAUUAAAUAACACUUUGAAGAACUACAGGCAUACUUCUCAAGGUAUUGAUACAUUUUAACAUUUCAGCUGCUGUUUUGGCGAUUUUAUGCUCGGUAGAGUGCAAUGUACAAAGUUUGAUUGUUUUGGUCAUGAGGGGACAUUCCAUUUUUUAUCCGGGGGUUGGGGGGAUUUUUUCUCCAAAGAAGCCAAAGGUGCCGACAGAAAAAUAACCCUUCGGAUUUCAUACGUCCCCUAUCAAGUCGUAUGUAUUACACAAGAUAUGCCUCUGCCAAAUCACUGAUGAUUAUCUCAUUUUUUCAUGACAUCUGGGCUAUGAAAAUCAUGGGUUGUGUCAAUGAAUAAUAUUUGAAGCUUCAACAUACCCCCCUCCCCCGGGGGGGCGCAACCCCCCCAGGUAUUUGAUCUUUUUAGACAGGCCUGCUCAAAUUCCCAUAACAUUAACCCAAUUAAAUGUUGGCAAAAAACUUGCAACACAAAAUUCUAAUGCCAAAUUGCACUAAAAAUCACUGUUGCAAGUCUAAUCCUGUGUACCAACACCUUAAUAUUAUAAGGAUACAGCAGCAGACACUUUACUCUGCUGUAUAUACUGAUAAGAGAUCAAGAAACAAUAAUGACAACUUCUACCGAUUAUGAGGCAAAAUUUGCCUCGUAAACAGUAAUGAGACUUCAGGUCCUGGUUGUUCAAACACUGGAUAGCACUUAAUCCACUGGAUAAAUCACUAUCCAGUGAAUAAGUAUAUUAGUAAUGGUAACAGGACUGAGUGGAGUCCAAUUCGGUCUGUAAUCAUACGAGUGAUUAACAAAAUCGGACGACCAGGUAGCGGGAGUCCGAUUUGUUUAAUCUCAAGUAUGAUUUACCGAAUUGGACGACACGAAGUUCUGUUACCAAUUAUUAUUAAUCAUAACUUUAACAAAAUUUGUGAUAUGAUAGGCUAUUUUUUGAAUCAAAACACAAGAAAUUUGAAAUUUUGCUUUGUUAGCAGUGAAAAAAAAAGCCAUUUAAGCGCGCACGUGAUGGCGCGUACUGUCCAAUUACUUAGGCAUGACACGUACUGUCCUAUUAAACUGUCCAAUUAAGGCUGAAAUCAGGGCAGUUGAUGGCCAAUCAGAUUUGACAAUUUUGUUAUAGUUAUGAUUAAUAAUGGUAAUUGAACUGAGUGGAGUGCAAUUUGGUCUGAAGUCAUACGCGUGACUUCAAAAUCGAACGAGCGCGCAGUGCGAGUUUGAUUUGAAAUCACAAGUAUGAUUUCAGACCAAAAUUGCACGACACGAAGUUCUACUACCACUUUAUUACAUCCAUUUUGAAAUCGCAGAAUUUAGCCAGUACUAAUAUUUUAUUGGUCGAGUAGCCGGUUUGUUAAAAAGCCGAAACAAAAAGGCUUUUACCUCUCACUUUGUAUUCAAAACAGAAAUGAUGCGAUAUAGAACAAAAAUGGUGCGAUUUAAAACAGAAAUGAUGCGAUUUAGAACAUGAAUGACGUGAUAUGGAACAGAUGCGAUUUAGAGCAAAAAAUGGUGUGAUUUAGGAAUAAAUCACACUGCUGAGAGCCAAUCAGAUUGCACGGAUAGCGAGUGAUUUCAAAGUGGAUAUAAUAAAUAGGGAAAUCAGUUGUUAUUCAGUGGAUAGAGAUUUAUCCAGUGGAUAACGCUAUCCAUAUUUUGAACAGCUUGGCCAGAGAACUUGACUUUUUGAAUGUUUUGUGUUAUAACUGAACUUGCCUUUUGGUUACGUCAUUUUUUUUAUCACAACUUCUGUAGUGCAGUUAAAUGCAUUUAUUUUAUCUUCUAUUGCAGAUAAUGAAUCAGAUCUACAAAAAGCUGCGCAAUAUUUACUGGAAUCAUGCAAACCUGGUGCUAGCAUCUGUUUAAUUUGUAUCGCUUCCAUCAGGCACAUUGAUGCUGUGAGUUUUUACUUAAGUAGUUUUCAGUAGUUCGGACAGAAUUUUCAGGGAUGAAAGUUCCUAUGGCUCCUGAAACAGCAAGGGUAUAUAUACUCAGCAUUGCACGUCCAUUUGAUAUAGAGUGGAAUUUUCUUAGAACAAGGCACAUUGUACUCACCAUGCCUCAUUCACAAAACUACUAAUGAAGUUGAAACAUAAGAUACUGGUUUGAGGUGUAUAUGUUGUGGUUGAGUUUUAUCCUGGUGGAAAAUAACUAUAUUCCUUGUGUUUUGGGGUAUGUUAAUUUAUGAUAAAAUAAUAAAAAAAUUGGUUGUCCUUCGUUGCCGAAGAUGACUGUCUUGUAUUUGAGUUGAGGCCUAUCUUAAACAGGUUCUUGUGUGGGCAGUCAGACCCACUCGGGAUCCGCGGUAACGCUGACAAUUGUUACAUUGGAAACUGCUUGAAGUAUCCGCCGAAUGUCAUUGGACAUGGGCGCUGAUAUUCUUGCUGGCACUGCUACGAUAACAAUCUGAACAAGGAUAAAAUUGAGCUCAACAAAGAAUACUUUCUACCCAUGACUCUCUCAAACAUUGUGACAUUGAUGUUGCCAUCAUCAUCAACAUCAUCGUCAUCAUUAUCAUCCUCACAAUCAUCCUCAUCAUCAUCAUCAUCAUCAUCAACUUCAUAAUCAUAUAUUAUUAUAAUAAUUAUAAUAAUAUCUGAUGAGGUUUAGUAUCAUCAAUUAUUUGUUAUGUCAUGAGGAAAAAGUCUGAAAAUAUAUUGUUCUUUUCAGGUGUGGACCUGUAGCCAGUGUUUCUCUACUCUACACCUUCAGUGUAUACAGAAGUGGGCCAGGGAUGGUGCUGCAUAUACUCAGUUGAAUUCUCAAGAAAAUAUAUCUCCAGCUGAUAUCCCAUGGCACUGGUAAAAUAAAUUUGAUAAUUUUAUCAGCAGUCAGGACUGUCAUCAAGGGCUGAGGGCCAAGGAUUUUCCCAAGGGCUACUAAGAAUGUGGCCCUUGAUUUCUUCUCUAGGUUAAUAAAGAGGAGAAUUGUGACAUCAUGUUACCAUCAUGGUAGCAAAAUUUCUGGAUCACAACAACUGGAGGCUUAACCAAUGGCGAUGGCAACAAGAAAGGCAAAAAAGCAAUAGGUUUAUAUUAGGACAACAAGAACUCUGCACAUGCAUCAUGCUUAUGUACAUGUCUUAGCCAUCGUUGCACAAGUGAGCCAUUCACAUGAAACUUCCUAAUUUCAUGGCCCACUUUAUGGAGUAGGUGAACAGAACACAAAAAUUUUCUUUUUCUUAACAUGGAUAUGGUCAUUUUGGAUUCAACCCCAGAAAGUUUCGCCAAUAUUUGACAAAAAAUGAUAUUUAAUAAGAUGGAUGGAAGUUUGAAGCUGUGCAAAUUCACUUUUUAAGUGAUGUUUUCAGUUUGUUGUCAUCCAAAAAAAUUUGCUACCAUGGCAAUGUGAGGUGAAGACUUCUCCUCUCUAUAGAAGAAAGAUAAAACCACCUUGAUUCCCCGCCUACUUGUUGUAUUUACCUGGCGUUUUAAAAUCUUAGUGGCAGCCCUGAACAGUAUUCUGAAAUGCCAGCCACCUCUUUGCCCCAGCCUGAGAGAGUCUCUUGCUUGGCUUCCUGUUGAGGGGUGGAGCAAAACGAUGGCAGAUAUUUCAUGAUCAGACUACCCUGAAUAGUUAAUAAUUUACAUGUAUGUGUCUAUGAUUCCACAGUAUUGAGGUCAGGUGACUUUUUCUUAAUUUUAGCCCAAAGUGCAGGUAUGAGUUCAAACAAUCAGAAUGUCCCACAAGAUAUUACUGCUUCUGUGGAAAACAGGUAACGACAUGUAUUCUAUUCCAGUUUGAAAAAUUUCACAGUUAGUGAACUCAAACCUGAGUAUUUUGCUUUUUGUAGGAAUUAUAUCAAUAAUAUUCAUUUGGUGCUGUCUUUUUUUAAGGAAAAUCCCUCUUUUGAUCCAUGGCUGACACCACAUUCCUGUGGCCAGUCUUGUAGCAAGCCUCUCAAACCUGACUGUGGUCAUGACUGCCUGCUGCUUUGUCACCCUGGUACGUUGCUUGUUCAUCAUUAAUUACACUCGUAAAAUUAUUAAAGUUGUGAUAUAACUAGUGUCUUUCUAACUUUUGAUUCUCUGGAUAAAAUUCUCUCAUGUUAUCAUGGCCAUUCAAAUUAAAUCUUUUUGGCAGAACUUUUACUUAGUCCAUAGUUGAUAGGCAAGUCAAGUUAAGAAAAAAUAACGUAAAAAUGCUGUACUACCUAUGUUAAAGUGCAAAAAAGGAGUAUAAAUGGCUACAGUGACAUACCACCAAGGCAACACUGUAAUGGACAUAGGACCUUAUCCAGGGGUUCGGGUGAGAAGCAGUAAACUAUUCUUCUGCAGCGCAGGUGCACCAUCCGAACUGUUUGAGGUAAUGUGAUGUUAUGUGUGACAUGAGAUCCCAUGAAUUUACUGUAUUUCAUAAUGCCUGCACUUAGCUGGAUUCAAGUGAUUGGUAGAAAUGCUUCAUAAAACACAGAAUUUUGCACCUUGUGAUCUCAAAUGUUGACAAACGUAAGAAAAAUGAAUAAAGAUAACUUUUAAACCGUAUGUUUUUAGCGUCGUGGUCUGUGUUUUUGUGACGUUUUCAGUUUCUUGAAACUGACACCCCCAACUAAUACAUAUGUAUUAACAUUUGGGAUCAAAAGGUACAAAAAAUUCUUUGUUUUAUGAAGCGUUUCUACCCAUCACUUGAAUCAAGCCGAGAGCAGGCGUUACGAAACACAGUAAAUGUAGUAGAUCACAUGUCAUGUGUGACAUCAUGAUGCCUGCAGUAGCUGCUUCAUGUUUUUUAAACCUCCAGCCUUGUUUGAUACCUAUAUGUAUAGUAACAAUCAUAAAUUAUUGCAGCCUGCUUAAUGUGUCCCUUGCAGGUCCCUGUCCUCCUUGUCCUAAGACUGUGCGGGUGUCUUGUCACUGUGCUGUGCAUCCUCCUGUUGUAAGACGCUGCAGUGCUAAAUUGUGGUCAUGUGGAAAACCAUGUGGGAAGCGCUUGUUUUGUGGUCAUCAUAACUGUGAGACACCAUGUCAUUCUGGUAUGUACUCAUCAAAAUAAAUAUUAUUGAUCCUUGUUUAAAUUCUUACUUGGAUUUGAUUAACUGCUAUGAAUGAAAUGGAUGAAGCUUCUUACUUAAUCUUUUUUUAUGAUUUUAGGUGAAUGUUUGCCUUGUCCUAAGGAAAGUUUACAGAGUUGUCAAUGCGGUAAAAUGAAGAGUAAAAGACCUUGUGCUAGCCCAGAAUGGCAGUGUGAACAGGUAGUGUCACUGAUCAUGCUUGUACAGUCCCAUCUCUAGUCAUAAGCAAUCACCCGCGAAGACUUGGUUUUUGCUUGAGUAAGGCAAUUACUGACAAGGAUCGACCCACUGAGUAAUUUUCAGCUUGUUUUUAAUUUUGAGCAGAUGCGUACAGUUACCAUAUUUGGAGAGCAUGGUGUAAUGGCUCACAUGCUAUGAUGGCUAAGCCAAUCAGAGCUCUAGAAUAAUUACAUUGUCCAAUGAUUCUGUUUUUAAUAAUUAUAUUUGGUAGCUGAUCCUGACUUUCAGUGAUACAGAGGGGUGUGUGGAGGAGAGUAAUAUUAAAGCAAUGGAAUGUGGAAGCAACUCACAAACAGGCCAAUGGCCUACCAUUGUAUUUGGAUCUAGUGUCAGAUGCCUAGGCAGAAUGAUAAUUUAUUUACAGUCAAAAGGUGGUGAUGAAACAUGCACUGUUGGAAGACUGACAUGUACGUGGAUCAUUACACAUUUCUUGGAAUCUGCCCACCUACCCCUCCCCUAAGCCAACAUUUUGGCCUAAGUGAGAAAUAAGUGUUAAUGUUGGCGUUAGGGAGGGGUAAGGGGGCAGUUUCCCAGCAACGUAUUAUGAUCCGUGUUUGUUGCUGUUGCUCUGACUGCAUACCCUAGGCCUUCUGUGGAAGUCUUUGGUCUUAAUAUGUACUUCUAAAUCCUUUUAGGUUUGCAACAAAGCCUUGUCGUGUGGUCAUCACCGAUGUGAGAGGGUGUGUCAUGCAGACAGCUGUGGUGAUUGUCCAAGAACAGGACAAAGGAAAUGUCCCUGUGGACAAACUUGUAAGUAAAAUAGCCAUUUUUAUUUAAACCUUUAUUUUUUUAGUGAUACAUAAACUUUAAGCAUAUAUGUUACAGGUCAAAACUAAUUUUACGUUAAAAUAUUUUAACCUUUGUCUUGGCCCAGCCAUAAUUAUUCAUGAAUAAGAGCUAAGAGACAAAGGUUAUUUUGAGACUCAACAACAUGAUUACAAAAUUUGGAUCAAUUUAGGUUUCUGGGAAACUGCCCACCCACCCCUUUCCUAAGCUGUCAUUAUGCCUUAAGUGAGAAGUGAGUGUUAAUGUUAGCUUAGGGUAGGGGUACAUGGUUAGUUUCCUAGAAACCUAAAUUAAUCCAAAAAUUUUAACCUGACUUUUGACCUGCUGGCUGCAACUUAAUAUUAUUAUUAGAUUAGGCCAUUCCUCUCAUUAUGAACAUUCAGCUUACACUGUACUUGCUAUUCAUCCUAGACGUAUACAGGAUAUAUAAUUCACAUAAUUUUAUAUAAUAAUGAUCUGUUAUGUAUACUUGUCAGGGCAAGGAUUCAGAGCUACAAUCAUGGACAAAAUUUUGGGGACAAAUUUGCAAAAUAUUGGGGCACUGUUUACAUAAUGCAUCCUUAAUCAAAAUGUAAAAUUAAUUCAUUUAACACAAAAUCUCUGACUCUUACAGCUGUUUCAUUGCCCUGCACUGAAGAUGUUCCAACUUGUGGUGGUACGUGUGAUAAACCCUUAGCUUGCGGCAGACAUAAAUGUACUCAGCAGUGUCACACAAGAUCAUGUGGCAUCUGCAGGCAGUUGGUGACCAAAACUUGUCGUUGUGGCAAACGUGAGAAAGAUGUCAUUUGUUCACAGGAGUUCUUAUGUGAUUUAAAAUGCCUUAAAAUGAGGCAAUGUGAACGGCAUCAGUGUAAGAGAAAGGUGGGAUUUUAUUCUUAAGAUGUCUGAAUUAUUAAAUGGAAUAAUUUGUGUGGAGAGAAAAAGGUUUCUGACUUCCAGAUGGCGAUUAAUCCCACAAUCUUCCAAACACUGAUCGGAUGCUCUAACCACUGCUCAAGCUACUGGAAACUCCAGUGAUGAGCAGGUCAUUUGUGAACUGACAGGAUGACUACAUCACACAGUCACAUUAUGACAAAAUAAUGCACAAAAUAACUGCAUCGCACAGCCAUGAUGUCUGAAUUAUUUCAUAAAAACCUGUAGCCAUAAAAAUCCUAGACACCCUUCCAGUCACUUAGCAGCCCUACUGCUCAUGGUGCAGAUGAGGUUGGAGGAGGACAUAGAGCUAUUUUUGCAGCAAGCACGCUUCUCUUCAGCUUUCUGGUGAUGUUCAUAGUAUAUAUUAAAUUUUACGUAUUUGCUUCCAGUGCUGUGGUGGUAGUUGCCCUCCAUGUGAACAGACUUGUAACCGAACCCUGAAUUGUCGGAAUCACAAAUGCCCAUCACAGUGUCACAGAGGUAAUUCAUGUAACAAAUUACCAUAUUUUGUUGUUGUAAGAAAAGUGAUAGAGAAAUAUCUUACAGCCUUAUUAUUCAGCCAGUCAUGGAGGUAGUUUUUACUUUCCAUAUGAAUCUUUGGAAAAUUGCUUACUCUCUAGAAAUAAACAUUAGUCAGGCAAUUUCUCACUUUGCCUAAAGGUUCCCUAGUGCUUCACUGGUGGGUGUGGUCAUAUUUAUAACCAGUGUCCAUUUGUUCAAAUAACAAUAAUACUGUCUGCCAUUUAAAUCACUAUCCUAUUCCAGUAAAACCAACUGUCCUCUAAAGAGGUAUUUUUCAAUCAGGUGAAUGCAGUGUGGUUACAGAGGAUCAAUGACAAUUCAAUUUAAUAUGACAUGAUUGCUUGUAGGCCAUUGUUACCCCUGCCCCCUUCCAGUGGACAUAAAGUGUUUCUGUGGUGCAACAGUGUUAACUUUACCAUGUGGCCGUGAAAGAGUCACUAAGCCACCAAAAUGUUCUGAACUUUGCACGUAAGUUUUUUUAUCUUGUUCUUUUUUUUUCCCUGCGAAGUACAUUUUAGGAGGAACAUUUGAUUUUUACUGUCAGAAACUAAUUCUUAUCAAUUGUUCUACUGGCUUUUGUCCUAAUUUAAUAUCCUGGCUUUGUUUUAUCGAUCUAGACAUCCACCAGACUGCCAUCAUAAACAACGCAAGGUUAGAAACUAUUAUAUAUCAUAUAAUAUUAUGAAACAGAUAAGAUGCAUAAUAGUUAUUGUGGGUGACAAUUAAGAGGAGCCUGCAAUCUUAAUCUCCAGGUUGUUUUUACGUGUGCAUGGAACAUAUGUAGCUUCAUUUAGACUUCCACCAAGAAUGAAUGGAAUGCACAGAAUGAAGAAACGCAAUCUGACCACGCAUGUUUGGACCUUCUAUCACUGAUCUUUUGUGUUUCCACCAUCCAUCACAUGAAACUUAUGCAAAGAACAGCAUCAAAUUAUUGGAACAAGAGCAUUUUGACUUUCAAUGCUCUUGUCCUGUACACGCUGUUAUUAUGGUUAUUACGAUUACUAUUAUUAUUAUGACAGUAUAUGUGUCUGGGUGUCAUAUACAGGGCUUCCAAUAUUUCGCGCGGUCACGGAGCUGUGAAAUUCUGCAAAAUUCACAAAAACACGCAAAAUACCGCGAAAUUCGGUAGAAAUCUUAUCAAAUACAUGUCUGUACAGCAAUUUUGAAACUUGACUCAGCUACCGGGGGUAUUUACUUGCUGUAAACUCGCAAAUUUAUGUCAAAACUUCAUCACUGAAACGUGCAAACAACGUUCCGAAACUACCAGGCGUAGAUUAUGUUGCAAAAAAACUGGGCACUAGCCAUGAUGUUAAAGGCUUUGCCACUGGUUCAUUUCUGGAGCAUAUUGUUCAACCUCUGUUUAAUAGAAAAACAUUAAAAAACGCUGGUCUGAUCAGUGUGAAACCGAUCGAUUCCUAGCGAAAUUUGCCCGAAAAUAACCACAAAAUCCGCCGUUUUUUCACGGAUUGCUUUUCGGCCAAGUUUGCCCCGAAUAUUCCUGGGAAAUUCCUGCAAAAUCGGCCGAUUUUUCCACGAUUUUGGCCCUAAAAAUCCCGCGAAAUUUAACUUUUUUUCCGCGACCUGUCAGAAGCCCUGCAUAUAGCAACAACCACCAGGUGCAUUGGAAGUGACCCUGGGGCUCUAAGGAAGAGCCUCAGAAAAAAAUAAAUUAACAUAAAUGAAUAAAUUAAUGAAUAAAUAAAUAAAAUAAAAAUUAUAUAGAGAAUAUUACACGGAGGCGAGAAGAUAUGAAUUUUAUGUUCGCGUGGCAAGAACAAUAUCUCACAAGUGAGAUAUUGCUCUUGCCACGAGAACAUAAAAUUCAUAUCUUCGAGCUAACGUGUAAUAUUCUUUUUAUUAUAUAAACAUACUGAUGACGGCGUUUUUGAUGAUUUUCCGAAGAUUUCCGACCACCUUCCGAAGAUUUCCGAAGAUUUUUCAAAUUGUCCCGAAGACCAGACGAACGUUCCCGAACAUUUUCCGAGAAUUCCCGAAAAUUUCCGAAGAUGUCCGAAGAGUUCCGAAGAUUGCCGAGCACUUUCGAGGAAGACCCAAAGAUGUUUCGAUGAUACACCAACGAAUUUAAGUACAAUUUAAGAGACAAACCUGAUGUCAGUGAAAUUAUCGAUAUCUUCACAUGUAAAAAUAUCGUAUUUUUAUGUGUGUUCAGAUUCCUCAUUUCUCGGUGAUAGAAAUCCUUGUAAAACACUGCAGUUUAUAUAAUAAAUAGAGAAUAAUACAUGGUCGCGCAGAGAUAUGGAAUUUAUCUGCGAGUGUUCACAUCGAUAUCGAACGAGUGAGCACAGCGAACGAGUGAGAUAUCGAAUGUGAACACGAGAAGAUAAAUUCCAUAUCUCCAAGCGUCCAUGUAUUAUUCUGUUUAUUAUAUAAACAAGAAUCAGCCAUUCCAUAAACCAAAACUAUGCCAUAUAGUCGAGAACCCGAUAAAUGUAAUUCAUUGUUUAAAAUACUCCAGUGUAAACUCGGAGCUCUACAAAGUACAGUAAAAAAUAAAUACAAAUAUUAAAAAUGUCCGGUAUCUUGUUCAAAGUAUAAAAGACAAGAUAAAUGGUUAAAAUGUUCUCAAACUAUCAAAUAUCAAUAAUUUCAGAUGUAAAAAUAUCGUAUUUUUACGUGUGUUCAGAUACCACAUUUCUCGGGGGUAGAAAUCCUUGUAAAACACUGCAGUUUAUAUAAUAAAUAUAUAUAUCUGACUGAAUUUAUGUAGACAUGGCUUCAGUGAGUAUCUACAGGUCCUCAGCUAAGUAUGUUCUUGUUACCAAGACUUUGACUUUCCCCACCCAGAACACUGGGUGACUGUCUGCCCCUCCCACUGAGCUCUGCAAUUAUCAUGAUAUAAACCAUUGUCAGCAGAGGCCUGAUUCAGCUGGCUAGGGCAAAGUAAGAACAAGGCACUUGCCAGUCAAAGCCUUAAAUAGUGAACACUGCUGCCUACUGAAGGGGUUGUGCCAAAAUAACCCCCUCCAUACCCCACUAAAUUUGCCCCCAGGCCUGAUCCACCCACCCAAUGUUAGGGCAGUCCCUGAGCCAUCCAGCUGUACCAACCAAGACGUCACGCCCCCUACUUUUUUGGACACUGCACUGGCCUGGGGCCGGGCUGUGCCCAGUGCCAGGCGAAAACCUAGUGGCCACGUUUUAAUGAAAUCAGACAGAUAUACAUAUAUUUGUAUAAAUAAAUAAAAUGAUAAAACGAUAAAUUUAAGAACAAUCUACAGCUAGUAAUGCUAAAUGUCCAAGUGUGUAGAUUUCCUCUGUUCUUAAGAUUAAAAAGGUAUAUGUUGUAGUAGUUAAUUUUUUAUUUUAGUUAAUUCUUGUUUUUCCUUAGUUUUUGGGUAAGGUAAUGUAUGCUAAUGAAUUUGAAACAAAGGAAAAACAAAAGUUAACUGAAAUCAAAAAUUAACUACGACAUAUAUUUUAUUAUUAUUAUUAUUAUUAUUAUUCUCUUUUAUACAACAUAAUCUAUGAACCUAAAAAAAUGAUAAAGACAAGGAGGGUCAUUGGGCAAAAGUUUCCUCCCAAGAUAUGUACAAAAUUCCAGGCAUAUGAAAAAUCCCUCGAGAUCAGUGAGAACUCAGUCUCAGUAAGCAGUCAUUAUAUAAUUUAAAAAUAAUCUUCUCAUUGUUUUUAGCCUCAUCGGUGUCAUUAUGGUGCAUGUCCUCCCUGUAGCCAACGCUGCGAUCUUGUACAUCCUUGCAGGCAUACCUGUCCUGCUCGUUGCCAUGACAACAAACCUGAUCCAUCUAAGGUCCCUAAGGUCAGUUCUUUUUUAGUCUUUAAGUUGUGCAUGCUAGUGAAUGUUCAUGAAGGCAACAGAGGCAGAUCCAGAAAAUUCAGAAAGGGGUGAUUGGGACACUUGCCCACUUGCCAGCUACAUAGCUACUUUUUAUUUUCUGAGAAUUCUUUUAAAAUAAUACAGAAUUUCAGAGAAAAAGGAGUGGCCAUGGCCCCCUUGGCCCACCCCCUAAAUCCGCCCUUGGGUAAUGCUCUCAAAAAUGACCAUCCUGCAAUAUUAUUGCAAAGUAUUAGGAAAUGUUAUCAUAUUUUCAUACAAAGUUGUCAUUUUAUUUCAAAUCAAUUUUUUUUUCUCUGCCAUUCCAACUUAUAAAUCAUAGGUUAAAGAAAAUGACCAUGAAUAUUGGUUAAAACAAAACCAGGCCUCUCAAGUCAGUUAGUUGUAGAGCACCUGUACUAGUACCAAGUGCAGGUGAAGUCAUAUGCCCACAUCCUGUUGGAAGACCUCACAUUUUGUUUCUGAGUCAACCAUGCCACUGACUAAAAAAAUGUCAUCCUCAAUAGGCAGAUUAUCUGACAGACACUUAGCUCUCCUUUUCAGCAAAUUAUAACAAAAUAAUUGGUUCUGUUUGCUGCAGUUAAAUUUUUAACAGGUAUAUCGAUGCACGUCUGCAUGACUGACUUUUGAGGUUUGUUAUUUUUAGACACCACUGAAUGGUUGGCCUGCUGGGUUUAAGUCUGCCGCAAAUCCUACUGAGUUUGUUCCGAUGCCAUGCCCACCAUGUGCUGUUCCAGUUGAAAUGUGAGUAGUUGUGCACUCUGACCCUGCCAGACCUCCUUUCCCAUUUCCAUUUUACAUUUAUAUUGGUUAGUUAAGUCAGAUAAACACAUAAAUAAACUAAGCGAGGGCAAAGGACAUCCUUUGUUUCAAUCACUUCCCAGAAUCAAUCCAGCAACAUUUUGUACUUUUAGGCUUAGGCAUGUCAAACUCACUUUUCCAGUCUGCAAUGCUGAUCACUUUUAGAUCGACUUAGCUAUAAUUUAGGAUAGGAAUUAAAAUGUAAUUUUUGCAUUUUUAGUUUUUACUCACUAGUUAGUUUUAUAUAAAAGGCCAAGUAACACUAGUUAUAUACCUUUAUAAAUUAUAAGUGAAAUAAAGAUUAUUAGACAGUGGCAUUUUCCAAUGAAAAAACUCUAACGUAGUUUUCAUUUGAAGUGUCACACCUACAUGAAAAAGACAAAUUUUUUAUUUACAAAUUUAAGAGAAAUAUCAUCAUUGUAAUUUAUUUAUCACUGUCAUAAUAUGUCAUUCAAAAUACUCAAACAGGUGGGCUCUUGAGCUUAAAUAGGAAAAUAUAUUUGUUGACAAUAAGCCCAGCCUGUGUAAUGUUCCAUACUUUACCUUAUGCAUAUUAUCCUUAAGUUGUUUAAAUUAAGCAUUUAAUUAAUAUGCUUUUUUAAAUUAUGAUAGGAGCUGCUUUGGAAAACAUGAGGUAUGUGGUCUACAUGUAGAAUGUCGGGGUUUUUCAAAAUUUAACUUUAGUGUUUUAUCACAUUUAUUAACAUAAAAAAGCCUAAGAAUAAAUUUCUUUGUCAUAGGUCUCCUCCCUGCCAUGUCACUGUGCCAAACCAUUCUCUUGUGCACGAGCCUGUGGACGACAGUUGCCAUGUGGAAACCACACAUGUCAGUUGGAGUGUCAUGUUGUUAGUAAUGCCGCCACCAAUGACCAAGAGGUAUGAGUACUGAAAAGAGCAUUAAGUACUGUAAGUUAAGUGAAAGUUAUGGAAAUACAUCCUCACCUUUCUAUACACAUCCCCCCCGGACAGAAAAGAAGUGCACUUCAAGCUAUUCCAAGCCUCCAUAGGAAAUUAAUGAUGCACUUUAUUAGCGCAAUUUUAAAAAAAUUGCUUUAAUUUAAUGCAUCUUGAUUUACAUCGAUGUUAAUUUAAAUCACACUAUUUUACAUUUUUGUUGUUUUACAGCACCUUUAUGUUUCAAUAACAAAACCUCGUCUGCUCAUAGUUCCUUUAUCACUAUACUGAUCUUGUACUUUUCAGAAGAAUUUAGAUCAGUGCUUAGUGACCUUCUGAAAUUAAACCCCCUUGAGGCAAAAAUUAAUGAAAACAACAAAAUCAUCUCGUGUUUUCAAAUCUUUUUGACACUUUAAAACCUGAGCCAUGCAUGUUAUGCCAUGUUUGCGCCUCUUGUCUUAAAGUGCUCUUCAAAAUAGUCCUCAAUUCCUCAACACUAUAUUAACUGCAGUCAGUAACAGUAGUAGUAAUUAUAGUUAUUGAGAACAUUUCACUUACCAGUAAUUUUUUUGCCUGUUGGAUAGGCUGGUAAGGAAUGUCAAGUUUGCGAGGAACCUUGCACCAAGCCACGCCCAGAAGGAUGCACCCAUGACUGUCCACUACCAUGUCACAAAGGUGACAAUUUAACUGUCAUAAAAGUCAUUUGUUGGAUGUUAGCUUUCUGAGAGAAAUUGCAGCAAUGAUUAAAAAAUUAUUCUAGCAUGUGAAAACUGAAUUGAGGCUGACAUAAUAUUGAUUGUUUAUUUUAGGUGAUUGUCCAAGUUGUAAACAGGUGGUAAAGUUGUUAUGUCACUGCAGACUGAUGCCAGUUUAUGUGUCUUGCAGGUAUCAAACAUCUUAUUACUUUGUAAUUAGAGACCUUGAGAUACACCAUUCCAUGUACAGGUAGAUUUGCAAGCAUGUCCUGAUUAACGUUCUUGCUUGCAGUUUAGUUUUCUCACUCCUAGUUGGCUUUUUUCUUGCAUCACAAUAACAUUCCAGAUAUUUUUUUGGUGUUCACAGUUUUCCUGGUUGACUGCAAUACGGACAUGCGUUAAUGCAGACAACUGUUUUCUUUCCCAAUGAACAGCUUGUCAUAUAAAGUCAACCUCGCUAAUGCGGACACUUAAUUGUGGGUUAUAAGAUAAAAAAUUCUUCAGGUGACGUUAUGUCGAUAUUCCCAGCGCUAUAGUAUACCAGAUAAGAUGAACUGUGGACGACAAUUAUUUUUGUGGCCAAGGCCAAUAAACUGAAGGUUCAUGUGACAAAAAUCCUACAUACUGCUAGGACAAGAAUGCUGAUAUGUGCUCAUGUGUGAUGGUGAAUUCUGAGCCUGGUGAAUAUGUAAGAAAGAUAAUUUUUUAAACAGUCUCAGUAGAAAUUUUCUUUUCUCAGCCAGUGAUACAAAGUGCUUUUUACUGAAGGUUAUAUUCCCCCUGGCCACCUACCACCUCAUUUGAAUUGGAUUUUAUGCCCAUUUGUAUUUUUCUCACUGUUUACCUCAACUUUCAUCCUCUUUAGUGAGCUGACUUCAUCUGACGAACAAACAUGUAAUGAUCUAACAUCCUGUAAAAAUCAGUGCCCAAAGAACCUUGCUGCGUGUGGUCACCGCUGCCCAUCUCUAUGCCAUGGCGGGUCCUGUCCCUCACCCAAGACAUGUAGCAAAAAAACUGCUGUAAGAUGUCCUUGCAGACGGAAAAAGAAAGUGAGCUUGUUUUUAAUCUAAUACCGUAAAAUUCCGAAAAUAAGCCCCGGAGCUUAUAUUUUUUAAAGGCCCUUUUUGAGGGGCUUAUAUACAGAGCAAAAUUUGCAUUUCAAAAUCGAUUGGGCUAGCCUUAUAGUUGGAAGUAAAUUUACCAUUUUUGCUUUGUUUUUAAUACUUUGUAUUUGAGGGCAAUUUUCCAAGUACAAGCCCCCGGGGGGCUUAUAUUUGGAGGGGCGAUUUAACAGAGGGUUUUUUGCAUUACGAGUUUGGGAGGCUUAUAUUUGGAGGGGCUCAUACAUGCAGGGGGUUUAUUUUUGGAAUUUUACGGUAUUUGUUAUGAAUAGUUAUGUUCCAAAGAGUUUCUCAAGCUAUCUGUUUCCUGCAAUUAUAUAUUUACUUCCAACUGAACUUUGAUGGUAUCUGUGCUUUUCUCCAAAGUCAAAGCAAUAUUUACUGUGUAGCUAACUCAAAAGGGAACACCCAACAAUUAAUCAGCCAAUCACAGGUCAGUAUGACAAGACAGGAAUUUGAGUUUAGUAGCUCAACGGCCAAUGAAAAAUUUCAAAGUGUUUGUCAGAGUGGUUAAGAAUGCGCAAAAAAAAUUACUCGCUGGAUUUCAUCUAGUUUUUGAGAAAUUUCUCUGACAAAAAAAUCUGUUUAUAUCCUGAAACCGUGCUGAGAAAUAGGCAAAUUAAGUCAGCCCCAUACAAUAACAUUGUUAAUCAUGACUACACCAAAAUUCUCAAAUCUGAUUGGCUAUCAACUGUCCUGAUUUAUAAUCAUGCUAUGCGGUCGUCUGAUUUUGUUAAUCACUCGUAUGAUUACAGACCGAAUUGGACUCCACUCAUCCCUAUUAUCAUUAGUAAUAACAGAUUAAUUACAGAACAUCUUGUUCAGCAUUCCAGAUAAAAUUUGCUUCAUAGGUUUCUGCUUUAUGUGUCUUCUUAAGGAUUUCCCUUGCCAUGUAGUCCAGAAAGGUGAAGCUAAAAUGGACUGUGACAAAGACUGUGAUGCAUUUAAAGCAAGUCAAGAGAAACUGGCCUCAAAGGAAGAUGAAAUCAGAAAAGAAAAAGAACGUAAAGCGCAGCAGGUAAUAAAUUCCUCUCUCCUACGGCUGAUCUUUCCGCCAAUUCUUUACUUUUACUCGUGCGCCUGGCAGAAAAAAAUACUUGUUAUAAGAUGGUUAGUUUCCAGAGCUAGCAAAUCUUGUAGAAGACUGAAUAAGUUCUAUACUGUCUUUAGUCAAGCAAUUAGGGACCUUAAGAUCCGACGACGGCGACGGCUACGGGAACGCCACCAAAGCAAAAGGUUUAAUUAGCAAAACAACAAUUUUGCACGUGCAUCAUGCUUUUUUGUACAUUUCUUUGCCGUCACUGCACGACUACUACGACGUGAAAAUGCUUAAUUUUACGAUGUACAGAGGAAGUACACAAGCGACGACGAGAUUUCCUCUCUCUUUCUGAACUUGGAUAUGGUUCUUAGGACUUCAACUUUAGGAGGGGUUGCCUACAUUUGACAAAGUUAGUGACUUAGAGUAAUCGCGAUGAAGAUUGAAAGAAAGCGAAUUCACUUUUUCAACGAGUUUUCACUGCCUUCACCGUCCUCGGAUCUUAAGGUCCCUAUUAUUUUAAUAAGGCCUUCAUUAUUUAUGGCUUCACUUUUUGGGACAAAGUGUUCUUAACUCAGGAGAUAAAGAGUGAUCCAGUUAACACAAGGGCCACAAUGGCCACAACUACCACGACCACAAGGACCACAACAGCAAUAACGACCACAGGGAUUGAAGGGCCACAAGGACCACAAGGACUUAGCCUGUGUAGCAAGCGUUUCCGUGUGGUUUCGGAGCAAAGAAGGACCAAGGAACAAGAUUUUCGGUUUUGGUCACGCAAAAAAUGGAACGAGAGCCAACCCCGCUCUUUUACUCGCCCCAUUUUUUGUGCGAUCUUUGACUCUCAUUCCUUUUUCUUUGCUCCGAUUUGACCCAGUAUAGCAUCUCGACCUAACAAUGCAGUAAAACCGAGAAAGGUGGGGCAGAAUCGCCAUUUCAGUGAUAAAGCCCGCUUCGAAAACAACUCCAAAUUUCAUUCAUUUGGCGCACUCAAAUAACUCCGUGCUUUUGACUUGGUACGUCAUCUUGUUGUCCUUGAUGGAACCAGGGUAGCCUGCGAGCAGGCUGACGUUCCCCGAGCUAAUCUCGUCCCCAGAGCCUCCGUUACUUUUGUCCAGCGGAAGGGGCAUCCCCGUUACUGUACAAGAGGUUUGAGCCUGCUUGCAGGCUAGAACCAGGGUGAUGCAUGGGCUCAUACCGUAAAAUUCCGAAAAUAUGCCCCGGCGCUUAUAUUUUCAAAGGCCCUUUUUGAGGGGAUUAUUUUUGGAGGGGGUUAUAUGUGGAGGGGCUUAUCUAUGGAGGAAAAUUUGCGUUUCAAAAUCAAUUGGGAAAGCCUUAAAGUUGGAAGGAAAUUUACCGUUUUUGCUUUUUUUUACUUUGUAUUUGAGUGCAAUUUUCAAGUACAAGCCCCCGGCGGGCUUAUAUUUGGAGGGGCGAUUUAACGGAGGGUUUUUUGCGUUACGAGUUUGGGGGGCUUAUAUUUGGAGGGGCUUAUACAUGGAGGGGCUUAUUUUCGGAAUUUUAUGGUAUAAUCUAAUUCAAAAUCGAGCUGAAAAUGCAGGAACUUGCUGCAAAUGGCCACUUUGGGUUCCACAGGAUAACCAAGAAAGACAGAAAUUCCAAGAUUAUGAAUUGCGUAUAUUAAUAAUACAUAAAUUUACAAGUAUAUUAAUUUUUCUUGCAGGAGGAACUUGAGUGGUUUGAGAGGAAACAGCGUGGAAAGAAACGAAGACCAAGAAAACAAGUAGAAGAAACAGUAGAACCAACCUGGUUCCAGCGUCACAUGUUUACCAUUGUAAUGGUGUUAUUAGCAGCUGGCUUAGUUUCAGGACUUUUUGUGAUUGCAGUGACCUAAAAACCUUGAUAGUUUAAAAGAAAUGAUAAAAAAAUAACCCUAAAUUCAGGGGCACCCAACGACAAUUUUCAGAAAAUAUCUGUUCGGAAGACGAUUUGAGAUCUAGAAUUUUCGGAACAUAUGAUGUAAAUUUCUUGCUUGCCUGCCUCUCCUAGGAUUUUCGAACAUCUAAAAAAAUGGUAUAAUUGCCUAUUUUUAUCGGAUUUUUACCCUGUAAAGGUCACAUAGAAUUUACAGGAGCCUUUUUUCUGGCUGGAAUUUUCGGAAAGGUAAGUUUUGAUCCUUAUAAUUUUCGGAUCACAAGACUUUCAGCUAGGACCAUAUUCUCGUUGGGUGCCCCUGUGAAUUGAAGCACUUUCCACUUUUCUAUGCUCAAAACACCAAUUAAUUUGAUAAAAGCAGGAGCCAUGCUAAUUUAUUGUGGGAAAGUGAAUGCGG